AGUUCAACAGUAGGGAUCUGUAGGCAGCAGUGUAAAUAAGAAAGUAGAGAAGCAACUGCACAACAGUUCUCAGACAUUUCAGAAUGGCAUCAGCCAUCCCAGGAGAGCGUCUACAGUGUGAACUGACCUGUCCUCUCUGUAAGCAGCUGUUUACUGACCCAGUCAUGCUGGAGUGUGAUCACCAUUUCUGCAGAGCCUGUAUUACGAUGUUCUGGGACCAGACUGCAGGUAGUGUCUCCUGUGCACUCUGCCACAAAACAUUAAGAAACCAACACCUCCGACCCAAUCUGCCUUUGGCCAAUGUUGUGAAUAUGCUGAAAGAGAUGGAAUCAGGAGCUCAGCAACUGGACAUUGGAAGAACCGAUCUUAACGAGGAUGAGGAUUAUUGCAAGACACACGAAGAGAGAGUGAAGCUGUUCUGUGACGAGGACCAGGCAGUGCUGUGUGUGGUGUGUGGACUGUCUCAACACCACAGACUUCACUCGGUGAUGCCUAUAGAGGAAGCCUAUGAGCACUACAAGGAACAGUUGAGGGCUGGGCCCUUAGAAAUCCUUCGACAACAACUGGGAACUGUUGGUGAAAUGAUUACAGAAAGAGAAAGCUGGAUCACAACCACACAGGAAAAGGCAAAGAUGAUCAGGGAAGAGGUAACAACAGAGUUCUCCCAAAUGCACCAGUUUCUUUGGGAUGAGGAGAAGGCAUUAAGAAAGAGGGUGGAACAUGUAGAGGAAGAUAUUCUGAAGGUCCUUGAGCACCAGAAAGCCAGACUGUCUGAAAAGAUGGAAGAAAUCAUGCAAGCAAUGAAGGGUAUUGAGGAGAGACUGACUGUGAAACAUAAACCGAGAUUUCUUAAGGGCAUUAAGGAUUUGAUGAAUGGGUCUGCUAUAAAGUUGCACACUGAUUCAGCAAUGCCUGCAGGUCUCGAUAGAAGCAUCUUCCUGGGUCCAUUGCAAUACCAAGUAUGGAAGAAGAUGAAAGAUUUCAUCACUCCAGUUCCUGUUCCCAUAAUAUUGGACCCAAUGACAGCCCAUCCUUGCUUGACAUUUUCAAAAGAUCUCAUGCGUGUUAAAUGCAGUAACACAUGGCAGGAGGUUCCUGACAACUCAGAAAGAUUUAAUCCUGCUCUGUCAGUGCUUGGAUCAGAAGGAUUCAUAUCUGGAAGAGUCUACUGGGAGGUAGAUGUUGGACAGAAAACAAAGUGGGAUGUGGGCGUUGCCAGGGAAUCGGUAAUCAGGCAAGGUGAUUUUAUGCUGUCACCACAAGAAGGAUUCUGGGUUCUGAUUCUAAGAGAUGAACAAAAAUACCUAGCUUCUAACUACAUAGACAUUGAGUUAACCCCAAAAGUAAAACCCAGAAGAAUUGGAGUAUACCUAGACUAUGAAAGGGGGCUUGUAUCUUUUUAUAAUGCACAUACUAUGGAACACCUCUACACUUUUAACGAUUCCUUCACAGAGAAAAUGUACCCUUAUUUCAGUCCUGGAAUGAUUGAUGGGAUUAAAAACACAGAACCACUGAAAAUAUUUGCACUCAGUCUUUAGAAAUAUUGGAUGUGAAUUCUUUUUCAUACCUCUGAAGACUGUGACAGCUACAUCCAUUUUAGUUAGGUAAUAAUGAAGCAAUAUAGUAGUGUUCUAAGUAACACUUAUUUCAUGCUGUUGUAUACUGCUGUGUUUUAGGGAAACAACGUAAUAAUGAUGUAGCAUUUUGUAGGCAAACAGACAGUGUUGUUUUCCCCUACAAAACUAUGUAGGAUGUUACUGGUAUAAACUGUGAGGUAAGUGCUACAAAAAUAUUGGAUGCAGCCAGUGAAAUGGGAUAAAUUCAAGGAUUGCUACACAGCAUUAUCACUUUUUUAUAAAAAAAAAAAAAAAAACUUCAUGCUGGUUAGUUUCACUGAUGGUGACAUGUAUGGCCACAUAACCAUGAGCUAUCCUGUGAAAGUGAUGAAACACACCAAAGACAACAUCCAUAAAGCUGGUAAAAAAGCUGCAUCUCUUAAUGCUGAGACAUAAAAGGCUCUUCGGUGACUAGAUUCAACUACAUAGUCUAAGGUUUUACAAAAGAUAAUUCAUCACAGUAAAGUGAAAUGAAAUUUAUUAAUUGAAAGCUUUUGGACUUUCUUCUUGUCAUUUCCAAAAAGGUUUAUUUUAAGACAUUGAAAAAUCACGUUUAUAUAUUUAAAUUAUAUUUUUAUUCAUUAUGUUAAUUUAUGAUAAAGCAGACCUGGCCUUGCUAGAAGUUUAUAAUUAUGCGUAUAAAGCAUACGAUGAAACAUUAAUGGCAAUAUUGACUGAUUUUGUCAUUCUAGUGGGAGAGCCUUGUUUUCCUUUAUAAUCAUCACCAGUACAACUUUUUGAUCAUUGAUUUCAUUGUGUUAUUGUGAGACAAGCUUCAUUAAUACCGAAUUUGUUUUAGUAGCUAUUAGCAAUGGACAGAUACAACCCUGCUCUUUUCCCAGGUACUAAUGUAUGACUGGGUCUCUAAAUGAGAAGUAGAGUGGCUUCAGCUGAUAGGACAGAAACAAACCGAAAUAUAAAUGUGCAUAUGUGUUUGUUGGUUUGUAUAUACAGUGUUCAUGCAUUUCACUUGAAAUACAUUAUCAGUGUAUGAUUCAAAUGUACACAAUGAAUAUUUAAAAAGACUGAAUUAUAGCUUAAUUCUUUAUCACACAUUUUAUUUAUAAAAUGGUAAUGAGUAUCUUUAAGACUGGCUUGUUUUUCUCUGUCUUUUUUCUUCUUCAGGAUUGCUGAAGGUUUGUAGUGAAAUGUUUUCUGUGACAUAUAUUGUCAUAAUUUCAUAAUUUAUUUUCAUCCUUUUUGCACAUUUUUACAGUAUUACAUGAAUACUCACAAUAUAAGUAAUACUGACCAAGUAUUUGCUGACAGCAGCAAAGAUAAACUGUCAAGCUAUUAUUAGAUACCAUGAAAUAGUACUGCAAGAUCAACUCCAUAAGUAGUAGAGGCCCUCACAAUGGCAGAAUUAUGUCAAGAUUUGCCUGCUAAGGAAUAAGUGAGAGAUCCAGGUGGUGCAGACAUGACAACCAGAGGAACAGAUGGAAGACCUGGUAGGGAGAAACAUAAGUAAAAAAAUGGUUAGUGAUUUUUAGCAGCAAUUGCUUAGACAUUAUUAUAGUAUAUAGUGAAAAAAGUUGGGAAGAAUUAGUGUGAAUAUUCUUACACAUGUUACACAAACAACCCAAUCCCAGAUGUUCAAAGACCACUCUCUUGCAACCA
Protopterus annectens (West African lungfish) is the source of this 3233-nucleotide messenger RNA. Its product is annotated as zinc-binding protein A33-like. Gene Ontology annotation, molecular function: protein binding; zinc ion binding. The transcript has 6 exons. NCBI's taxonomy places the organism in Eukaryota, Metazoa, Chordata, Ceratodontiformes, Protopteridae. Bases 84 to 1538 code for a protein of 484 amino acids. The record is from RefSeq and is a predicted model, not a curated record.